Molecule: messenger RNA, 1962 nt
Organism: Penicillium atrosanguineum
Lineage: Eukaryota; Fungi; Ascomycota; Eurotiomycetes; Eurotiales; Aspergillaceae
Product: fungal specific transcription factor domain-containing protein
Exons: 6
Coding region: 1-1962 (653 amino acids)
Biological process (GO): DNA-templated transcription
Molecular function (GO): DNA binding; zinc ion binding
Source: RefSeq, a predicted model, not a curated record
AUGUCGAACAAACCAAAGGAGACCGCUCUCAUGUUUGGGCCGACCGGACACGCGAAUAAGCAGAAUCACAACCAUGAGAUCCUCGUGCCUAGUAAAGGCAUUGAUAGAAAUGAUCCAUCACAGAUGAAUCAGCAUCACACUGAAGUGAAAGGAGCGAUCGCGGCCUUGCCGAGCGAAUAUCGUGAAUUGAUCUACGACAUGUACGAGGCAGUCCAACAGCACGACCGGAGUCGCGAACAGGAACUAUUUGCGAAAAUCCGAGAUCGCAAAACUGCGCAACAAGUCCGUGCGUACCUCUACGGGAUGUUAGCCAAUGCAAAAUUGUCUGAGAUGAACGAUCAAAUCGCCGGACGUUCAUAUGAGGCUCAAAUCGACAUGGAGAUGGAAGAUCAUUUGCCGCGAGCUCGCCCCAGGGUAAUGGAUAUCCAAUAUUUGUGUAACACAGCUCCGGUGAGGGUUCCAGCGAGACCGUGGACUACGGUUACGGAUAGUGACGACUUGGUAUCGCACUUAGUAUCGCUUUAUCUCACCUGGGGCUAUCCAUUUUACGCAUUCUUUUGCCGUGACACAUUUGUCAAACACAUGCAGCUAGGGCAUCUGAACUCGGACUUUUGUAGUCCCUUCUUAGUGAACGCCCUCCUCGCCAACGCAUGCUUUUACUCAGACUACGCGGAGGCGUAUAGCUUACCUGGAGACGUGAAAAGAAAGGGCGCCCAUUUUCUGGCCGAAGCAGAAUGGCACCUGAGAUCGCAUCAACUUGAAGGCAGAAGCGAUACCCGGCUGGUUUCAUUACAAGCAACUCUUCUGUUAUAUGAAAGAUAUUCCCUGUCGGGUUACGACAAUAAUGGAUACACGAUGCUUCAUCGAGCGAUAGGAAUGGCCGAAUCACUUGGUAUAGUGAACAAUUCUAAAGUGCUAAACCUGGACACACCACACUUCUCCAAGGACAUGAAACACUCUCUCAAACGAACUGCAUGGGGGUUGUUCCAAAUUGAUACCAUUGUCCACAUGAAUUUUCUUAGACAGAGUCAGAUCAAGCGCGUGAGCCUCGAUCGCAUUUCCCGGAGCGAAACGCUUGCGGAAGAAUUGUGGAUACCCUAUCCGGAGCAAGGCAGUCCUCGUCGGUCUAACAUGAGCUGGUACUUCGAUGAAGCUUGCAAGCUCUCUUAUAUAGCAAGGGACACCUCUUGGAAUAUUGCACGUACCGAUGAAGAUGGAAACAUCAAAAAAGAGCUUUACAAACGGCUGUCCACGUGGGAAAGGGAGCUGCCCGAUACUUUUGAGAUGAUAGAGAAGCCAGCGCCAUAUAUCGUUAUACUCAGGAUGCGCUACCACACUCUGGUCAUCAAUUUAUGUUGCCAUGACCUGCAGACCACCACGUUCAUGAUGAGAAGCAAACAUGAUCCCAAUCUAGCCAGCUCAAAUGGUGACUUCGAUGCCGUCAAGAUUGCUCUCCUAUCGGCACGAGAAAUAGUUGCUCUUGUCCGCAAAUUUGGAACAGAGUAUGGACUGGAACAUAGCCAUCAGUUUGUUAUGUAUGCCAUUAACGUCUCAUUGUUCUGUCUGCUUGCGCAGGGGGACUUUGAUAUCCUGGAUCCUGAUUUCUUGACCCUAACUGAAGCAUUUUCUGUUGUCGCAUGUCGCUCACAAGUUGGGAGGCAUUUGUUUCGGGCAUUUAAAAUAUCAGUCCGCUCCCGAAACCAAGCCGGGAUGAUUGAAAGACCAGAUGAUGCUCCUCCUGGAAUCAAAGAGCUUUUGGGGCUACAUGAAAAUCACGGUGAGCUUGACAAGUGGGAUUAUUAUGCAGAUUGCUUGGCUGAAGUGGAUGGUGAAAAAACCUCCAAUAAGGAUAUUGGAAUAGAUCUCACGGUACCUGGAUUACACCAGAUGCUUAAGUGGUACGAGAAUCUGAGCAUCGGCGAUGAAGUGCAGUGGAGAAGGAACACUGAGCCUGCGUUCUAA